This is a messenger RNA of Fusarium verticillioides 7600, 2486 nucleotides long. RefSeq lists its product as hypothetical. The record is from RefSeq and is a predicted model, not a curated record. The transcript is spliced from 3 exons. The coding region runs from base 452 to 2266 and encodes 604 amino acids. NCBI's taxonomy places the organism in Eukaryota, Fungi, Ascomycota, Sordariomycetes, Hypocreales, Nectriaceae. Gene Ontology annotation, molecular function: metal ion binding.
CUCCAAUCAACAAAUAAUUCGGCACGACUCGAUUCGAAUCACUUCUAAAAGGUUGCUUGUAUUCACUGCGACUCUACAUCAUCCUGGCAUCAUCUUUUGGUCGCCUCAAAAGUACGUUUAACAACUCGCUGCAUCUCCCAGACCUGACUCAGCACCGACUUACUACUACCUAUCCUCCCUAUCACCGAGCUACCUAUUAGUAUCUAUCAUGCAUCAUGCGAGUUAGCCUUAAACCAACCGUUUUCUAAUCGCAUCCGAUAUAGGUUCAAGGAAUACUACCGCCGACAAACGCCGCACUCGAACUCAGAAUUUCUUCUUUUACCUACACACUCCCAUAAACAAAGCUCGGGACCCAUCCCCUCGACCGAUAGCAUCAACCCAUGUUGUAUUAGACGAGGGCUACACAUUUCCAAUCGCCCCCUCGUUAACAACCGAGUCUUAAUGAGCUGUCAUGGCCAGCCCUUCGGGUGCUUCAGGCCAGUUCGCCUCGGAGGCUGCCAGAGACUACAGUGCUAUUGUGUCGAGUAGUUCUCCGAGCUCACAUUCGUUGUAUAGCGAUGAUGGCCAACGCGAAAUCGACCAGAACGAUCCAAACUCAUAUCAGCACCAAGAUAACGCACGAGAUUCAAUAUGCCCUUGGCGGAAUCCUCGUUUCCAUCACCAAGAAUGCUCGCGAUACUUCGACUGUCCAUCCCACACCAUCGAGCGGAGUCUAUCGGAGAGUGGUUCAGGAGACCAAGAAUCCACCCACAGCUCGCAUCACUCUCGUACUGAUAUCGAGCGAGAUCAGUCUGGAGCACAAACCAUUCGCUUCUCAAACCAGGAGCUUGCACAGGUUGGGAUCACCAGGGAUAAUGCCCCAACCCCAGACUCGGACCAUGCGAACGUCGACAGAGAUGCUGCCUAUAUCACGAGCGACCCUCCAUCAAACCAAGCUACUUUGCCCCCCAUGGUUACCCAGGGAUCUGGCCAAUCUUCGACAGGCACACCAUAUAAUACGCGGUUCGAUCAACCUGAUCCUCAGAGUGUUGUCACUAGCAACCCGGAUCAGAGAGCGAGGUCCAGCCAACGCAUGAUCGCGCCAAACUCACAAGUGGCUCAACGAGCGCACACAACUCCAUCCAGAGAAAGAAUGGAUGCACCAUUACCAUCUCUAAGACCUUUGGAAGAGGCACUUCCACCGCUUCCGCGCUCUGCUCGCCAGUCGAUAUCUUCAGAUCAGCAACGCCCAAGAUGGCAGCCGGAUAAUGAGGUCACAUAUUGCCCUAUCUGCCACACGCAGUUUAGUUUCUUCAUCCGCAAACAUCACUGCAGGAAAUGUGGAAGAGUUGUUUGCAACGCCUGUUCACCGCACAGGAUCAUCAUCCCUCACCAAUAUAUUGUACGGCAACCUGGCUCCGAGGCAGCGAUCCAUCAAUCACUGCUUGUUGACGGACUAGGAGCUGGCUAUUUUGAUGUGAACGACAUGUCGGGAGGUGAACGGGUACGGCUUUGCAAUCCUUGCGUACCAGAUCCGAAUACAGCGCCCCCGCAAAGCCCGAGUCCACAAGCAACUCUUUCACCACGAACUUCUCACCAGAGGUCACGAAGCAGUAUCGGUAAUGCCUAUGGAACACCGCGACCGUCUAACCGACAUGGUGCAGUUUUCGCGCCCGGCACCGGUGGCGAUCCGUACAGAUAUCUCUCUCUCAGGACGAGGAGUGUCACAAUGGGCUCGGUAUCCUCUGGCUCUUCUCCUGCUCCUACCUAUAGAAGACGUAGUGGAGCGAUACAGUCGCGAUUUGAUCGAGUCCAAGCAAGUGGCCAGGCUACUUCGGCAUCUUCAUAUCCAGAUCGCUAUAGCUCACUAGGAGAAUCAUCGACGAGGCAGCGGGCACUUCCGCCUACGCCACAGAUUGCCGAGGAGGAUGAAUGUCCUGUUUGUCAUCGCGAGCUGCCGUCCCAGAGCUUGCCGAACGCUGAGGAACUUCGUCAGUCACAUAUCACGAAGUGUAUCCAGACUCACAGCGCGUAUGGAACGUUAGGCGCUAGUGAGGAUGGCGGAGCACCAGCUGUACCCCGGUUAACGGGCAUGUAUUGUUAUUCCGCGACGGAGAAGGAUUGCAUCGAUGAUGCCGAGUGCACGAUUUGUCUCGAAGAAUUCACUGUCGGUGAUCAAAUGGCACGUUUGGAGUGCUUGUGCAGAUUUCAUAAGCACUGCAUCUCGUCUUGGUUCCGUAAACACCCCGGAAGAUGCCCAGUUCACCAGCAUGGCUUGGGUUAUUAAGAGGAAAGGCGUUUAUUGCAUACGAGAAUGGCGUAACGGAUAUGGGACUGGCCACUUUUCAGCAUAUUCUUGUGUCUUAGAUUUGGUUGAGCACUGACUACUGUGCCUUUGUUCAUUGAAGCGUUUGAACUUGAAUAUGGGAUAUGUAGUUGUGCGAGAAGUAUUUGGAUGUUUAAAUAUGAUGUGAUGAAGAAUAGAGAAAUACUCAUAAAACUCACUC